Molecule: messenger RNA, 5111 nt
Organism: Drosophila melanogaster (fruit fly)
Lineage: Eukaryota; Metazoa; Arthropoda; Insecta; Diptera; Drosophilidae
Gene: Afti
Product: aftiphilin
Exons: 4
Coding region: 409-3516 (1035 amino acids)
Cellular component (GO): trans-Golgi network membrane
Molecular function (GO): clathrin binding
Source: RefSeq, marked reviewed
CAGCACUGUCGGUUGGCCAAAAGUUAAACGUUCACACUGUGGGCAGAGGAAAAAGUAUUGUUUUCUGGAAAACAUGGCUAAUUGCAGAUAAAACGCGACUUGCAAAUUCGGCAAAUCUGUUUUUAGAGCCACCAAUAAGGCGACAAUUAGACAUAAUACAGAGACACAACAAAAUUGACGCGUGUUAAAUGCAAACAAGAAAAUUCCAACACAGACCUUGAGUGGCUAACACACACACACACACUUGCAGGCCCUCCACACCUGCGUCACACAUACACACCACACACACAGUGAUAAAGUGGAGCGAGAGAGAUAGAAGAUCGAACCGUUCCCAGCGUUUUUGUUGUUCUUCUUGAAGCAGGAAGUGAAUUUUAGGGGAUCCUUUUACUGAAUUUUGCAGCUGGCAUUAUGGUGAAUGUACCACCGCUGCUCUGCAGCACCCCCCCGCCCAUCGAUUUUGGUGAGGAAGACGACGAUUCCGGUUUACAAUCCACCAUCCAUUUGGACGAGGGUGACGAAUACUCAGAUUUUGGCUUAGUCAGCAGCUCGAAAGAACCCCCUCCACCACCAGAUCCCGUGGAGGAAUUUCGAGAAAAGCCACCUGAUUUGCUGGAAGACAAACAAACCGUCGAGGCAUUUAAUUACCAGGUGAAACAGAAGAUGGAUUACGAUGUUUUCGAGGAAACAGCACCGCCGACGCCGCCUCCGUUGAGCUUGGAACUGGAUGAUGAGGAACUGGAGGAGCAUGUGCCCUCCCUUAAGUUGGACAGUCUAAGUCUCUAUUCCACGGAAAGCGUUUCUGCCGCCUCCACACUCUCACCGGUUGCGGAGACUAGUGCAGUUGCUCCGCCGGCUAUGCAAACAACCAAAGCCCAUAUCCUCAGCCACCAAGUCACGCUGGAGGAUGUGUCCGAUGACAGCGACGAGGAGUGCUCGCCAAAGAAGCCCAAAGAACUAUUUAUACGCGAGGGAGCUGUGGAUUUCUUUGCCAUAGAGGUAUUGGCCACUCCAACCCUACCAUAUGGAGAAGGCUUUUCGGAGGAGAAUGUGGAUACAGGGAAAGGAGAAUACGUAGAGAAUACCUCCCAGCCAGAAGAAAGCUUUAGAAGUUUGGAAGCCCAGGAGGAAAGUUCAAAUACCUUAGAAAAGCCUAUGGAAAAUCAAAGCCGUGGCUUAUCAAAUCCUCCAAAUCAGGAGGAAUCCCCUCACCAAUGGGGUGAACCAGCAAAUAGUGAUACAUAUUCAUUUACAAAUCUUGAUGCGACGCCAAAAGACUUAGUACACAAAGAAAUUGUUCCCGAAAUGCAAGAGCAAGAAGAUGAUGAUGACUUCGGUGACUUUGCGGAUUUCUCAGCAGCAGAACCCCAACUAGAAAUCACGGAGAAUUCAACGUCUGCCUUUGAGACACCUUCCUUAGCAAUCAAUUCCCGAACGGAAUCUCAACCUCUAGAGGUUAAGACGGCUCCUAGCACAGAAGAAUCCUCUAAGUUACCUCCUGCAGAGACCGAUGAUGGCUUCGAUGAUUUUCAGGAGUUUGCCACUCCUGCGAAUGGAAACCACGGUCAAAGCGAAGACGACGAUGAUUUUGGCGACUUCGCCGCGCCCGUAGUGACUCCUGUUUCUGUACCUCCGCCACCGCCGCCAGCUGCUGUCCAUCUGAGCAUAGAUGAAAGGGUUAAGCCAGUCCUUGAUAUGAUGUUUCCACAACCAACGGAACUGGACAGCAAAAGUAUGGACAAUCGCAGGCCUUUGGCUCAGUGCCAGCGAUUCAAUUUUGGUGCCAUAGAGCAUGCCCAAGCCCUUGAUUACCAAUGGAGCAGCUCGGAAAUGAGACACGCCCUUGUUCGAUCGCUGGGCAUCGAUUCAAGGAAUAUACUCUUCGGCGACAAGUGGAACUCAUCGAUGCCACGUUUUGCUGCCAACCUGAGCUUUGAUCCGCUGAAGCCGCUGAAACCUCAAUCAACCGGCGCCGCAAGCAGCCUGGAGCCCAUUUCCAAUUCCACCAGCUACCAGGGAUUGGAAAACGCCGCCGCAACAACGGCGAGCCAAACUGAAACGCGGACUGGCCCGUCUCAUGGGGAAGGCUCCACCGGCUCCUGUUCCGCCAGCAAUUCCGACGGCGAAGAGCGACCGAGUCAUAGCCACCAGCCAACUGCAGUCCCCAGCCCCGAAUCGAACCAUAUUGAAUCCACAGCAGCGGCAUCAGCAGCAGCUGUUGCUGCAGCAGCAGCGACGCUACCGACUACUCUAUCAGCAGACAGCCCUGCCCACAAACUCAACGGCGGUGAGCAGCUGCAUCAGCAGCGGUCGGAGCCGGAGCAGUUUGAUUUGAGGACCACUCCUCCGGCCGCAGCGCCAGCUCAGGAGGAGAUCGUGGGCAGCUCGAUGGCCAGCUAUUCGGUGCCGCUGAAGGAGACCCAUAUCUAUACGCCCUCCAAAUCGGAUACGGCGGUGGCCAAGACCACCACACUAGCGCCCAUUGAUUUCGACUACGAGAUGGCUGCGACGGGCAUUAUCAUCGAUGAGACGGUGGUGAAGAAGGAGUAUCGCGACGUGGAGUACAAACCCCCAUUUGGUCUGGAUUCGCCCAGCAAACUGAGUGGCAAUGGAGCUGCCAGCAGCUUUCAGUUGCCACCACAGACGACGGAAGAUGACGACUUUAGUGAUUUUCAAUCUAUGCCGGCGCCAAGGUCUCGAAUUGAUACACCCACUUUUGGCGAACAGAUGAUCCUUAGUCCGGCUAUUCUGCUGCCCCAAGCCAUUCCGCUGGCAAAGAAGCCAGCUGCAACUAUUGAAUGGGGCGACAAUGCUCUGUCUAGCAUAAAUGCCGAGGAAAUGGCCAGGAUAGAGGAGUUGUUCUCCUCGCAGGCCAAACCGCUCACCAUAAGCGCUUCGGUGGCCAAGAAACCAGCUCCUUCCACGCCAGCUCAGUCUCAGCCUCAAGAAGACGAUGAAUGGUCGGACUUUGUCUCUGUUCCAGUCACCCAACAGCAACCGCAUCAUCAGCAAAACGCAAUUGCUAACAACAAUAAUAUAGUCAACAGCAACGCUAGGAAACCAGCUGCUCCCAAAGAAGAUGAUUGGUCGGAUUUUGUGAGCAGUACUCCGCCAGCACGACCGGCUCCACAAUUCAAUUCCGGUGCGUGGCAGAGCGCUAAUUUCUACAACAAUCCCUUGAGUUUGUACCAGGCGCAGCAGCAGCUGCAGCAACAGCCUCAUAGCAAUCUAGUGCCCAAGGGCAGCACCAGCAGCAGCAAUAACAACAAUGUGCCAGCCAUUCCACAGCAAAUACACAUCAUGCACGACUUCUCGACUGCACCCGUGUCUGGAGGAUUGGGUGUGGGUGCCACCUACCAGCAGCAGCAUCAGCGGCAGCAGUUCCAAAUCGGCAACGCCAAGGUGGCUCCACGCAUCUCCCUGAUCCCCGAUCUCAGCUUCGUUGCACCGGCCUUGCCCACAAAUGCUGGUGCGUUCAUGGGUGCGCUACCGAAACCCACUUUCGGUGGCAAGAAAUGACACAAGAAGCUGAGGGUGGGCGGUGGGCGGCUCCAGCAGCAGCAGCAGCGUCCGCAUGUGGGCGCUCCUCGCCCACUGGGUGGCGGCGAGGCCACCAUCCUCACAUAGGCGAAAGGAUCGAUCGCGCACCCGGGUAGCCAGUCAGUAUUAUGAAUCCGUCUGAUAUUCACCAUAAUCCGAACCGUCACACAUUGUAGUUUUGAGGCAAGCUGUGUUCCAUGUUGUUGUCGUUGUUGUUAACCUUGUCGUUGGCAUAAUUGUUGUUGUUGUUGUGCAUGCAUGUUGUAGUCUUAGGCGUAAAAAUCAGGAUUUAGAACGAAACAAACAAGUAACCAUUUUGUGCUAUAGUUUGAUUCUAAAUUUAUGUUUUACUUAAUUUGACGAAAAAAAUUAUACUUUUGAAAAAUAAUAUUUUGUAGAGCGAAAAAACUGUUAGUAUGCUUGAAAAAUUCUUUGUUUUUAUCUAAUAUUAUUUAAAUGAUCGGAUAUACUUUUAGAAUUCGAAUUAUUGGGUAAAUAAGUCAAAAAACUCUAGAAGAAUUGUAAAGUAAAACGAAAAAGAAUACCGCACACCAGUGAAAUUAUGUAAUUUAAGGGAUAUUUCUGAAAUCCUGCGAGAUUUUAAGGUUUAAGCUUAUGCAUCCGAUAGCAUGCAAUAUCUCUAUGCGGUCAUAUCAAUAUAACAACAUAAGAUUUAUCAUAGAUGACCAAAAAAGAAAAGAUACAAAUUAAUAACAAGGAUUUCGGAAGUAUCCCAAGUAAGGAAAAAAUCGGCAUUACUUUUAAAAAUGUAAAACUAUUAGUUCCAUGAUGAUUUUAGCUUUAAUCAACCCCAAAGUUAGAACCCUAAAUCGGAAAACUCCGCCUAUCUGAGGAAUAUCAUCAGUUAAUCCCUGCGGCAAAGCCUACAAAUGCAUUCCACUAGCGGCGAACUUCCCCUUUUGUAUAUCCAUAACAAAUACUCCAAUGCGAUUGCGGGCCACCACCACCACAUGGAUGAAAACCCAACCCGCCUGAUGCGAAUUUUUUCUAUAUUGUGUACUUAUAACAAGCGACAGGAAAGCGAACUAACCAAGCAAACAUAGUUAACGUGUUGUAUAUGAAAUAGGAUUUGUUAGUUGAUAGAAGAACUCCCAUGCAUUCCAAGUGUAAAUGAGUGUGACUGGUUGCCAUGAUGAUCUCCAGGUAAUCGCUGGAAAACGAAACCCAAUCCGCUCCAGUUCUUGAUUAUUGUUUUGUUCGUGUUAAUGUGUUUUCAUUUAUUUAUUUUACUUUAUGUUACGCACUUUAAGUUGAAUGUGUCUGUGUGUGUGUGUGUCUGAAAAAUUAUAAACAAUUAUCGACUAAAACUAAGUGUUUGAUGUAAUCAUAUGUUUUUAGGCUUAAAUGUAAAUUACAAAUAGAUUUCAAUUUGUUUUGUUUCAUUUUGCCAAGUCAAUGAAAAAAAAAGGUAAAAACAAGAACAUGAUUAUAGAUGGUUGCUGCUUGGUUUUAAAUAAAUGAAUUACCUAUGUACUAGAACGUAUUAAAAUAUAUUUACCAUAUUGUAUAAUUAAAAGAUAUGCGCUGAUUAAAAUAAACCUAUUUAAAAAAAC